Molecule: messenger RNA, 2920 nt
Organism: Limulus polyphemus (Atlantic horseshoe crab)
Lineage: Eukaryota; Metazoa; Arthropoda; Merostomata; Xiphosura; Limulidae
Product: hemicentin-1-like
Exons: 14
Coding region: 87-2669 (860 amino acids)
Molecular function (GO): protein binding
Source: RefSeq, a predicted model, not a curated record
UCUCAAUAUUGAAUAUUUCUCUCUAAAUGACUUUAAUUAUAAUUGUUUUAAUGAUAAGUACGCUUUUGUGAUGUUUUAGUUACACAAUGUACACCACUAAACAAUGGAGUUUUCACGUACUUUUAUUUCGAUAUUGGAGACCUCUCUGCUUUGGAUUUUUAUGUGUAUUGUUAUCCAUUUCAGCUAAUUCAGUUUCAUCCUUACCACAAGGUCUCAUCUCCUAUGAUGCUCUACAAGGCAAGGCAGCAGAGAUUCCAUGUAACUUCACGAUGUUUUCUGAAGAUGGGAUAGCAUUGAUUUUAUGGUACAGAGGUAAUACAUCAACCCCAAUUUAUAUCCUUGAUGCCAGAAACGGCCUUACCAACCAGCCAAAGCAUUUCCCUAGCGAUAUACUUGGUGAUAGGGCCUUCUUUGACGUUGAUGUCAUUCCUUCCGUCCUACGAAUUCAAGACGUUACCGAGGAAGAUGGUGGAAGGUAUAGGUGUCGGGUCGAUUAUAAGCACAAUCCGACAGAGAAUAUCUGCCUUUGGUUAGAUAUUAUCAUUCCACCUCGAGAAACAAUAAUAAUGGAUAAGUUUGGUCAACAUUUACGCGGCCUGAUAGGUCCUUAUAACGAAGGGUCUUCGUUGUUACUUAUAUGUGAGGCAGACGGUGGAAGGCCGCCUCCGGCGUUGACAUGGAAGAAAGAAGGAAAAGUUCUGAAGGAAAACUUUACUCUCACGCCUCAAGGUUUCUCCAGAAAUGAAAUAUUGCUUCCCGAUCUUCGUCGUCAUGAUCUGUUUGCUUCUCUUACCUGCGAAGCUUCAAACAGCGAAAUUGGAGAUCCUUCAUUUAGCUCAAUUACUCUAGACUUAAACUUGAAGCCUUUAGAUGCCAAAAUCAUCACACCCAGUAGACCCGUUUCUGCCGGCCGUGUGGUGGAGCUUGUGUGCGAAACAUGGGGUGCCAGGCCUCCCGCUGAAAUCACCUGGUGGAAAGGGGUGGAUCGACUAACGUCGGUAACAGAUAUUUUGUCCCCAGAUAAUAACCUGACUGUCAGCACUGUCACAUUUAUCCCUGAAGCUAAAGAUAAUGCGAAAAAUAUAUCAUGUCGAGCAGAUAAUUCACUUCUAAAGGACAGUGUUGUAUCUGACGUCCGCACUUUGGAAGUUUACUACAUUCCUCAAGUAAAAAUUAUUCCACAAAAUCUAACGGACCUCCACGAUGUAACAGAGGGCAGUGAAAUUUCACUAAAUUGUAAAGUUGACGCUAACCCGCCAAAACUUGAUGUCUGGUGGCUUUUUAAUGGUUCAACAAUACAUUCCGAUGGAAGGUUAGGGGUUAUUGUCACAAAGCAAUCAUUGACUAUUAAAAGUGUACAGAUAAGUCACAGAGGGAAAUUUCAGUGUGUUGCUGCAAAUAAGGAGGGACAAGGUUGGAGCGAAGAAAUAUCUUUGGGAGUGAACUAUCACCCAGUGUGUAAGGAAGUAAAUUCUCGGGAGUAUGCGGUUCUCAUUGGAUCUAGUAUUAGGGUAACAUGUGAAGUUACUGCACAACCCUCUGAAGUUCAAUUUCGUUGGUCGCUGAAUAAUAGUUUUGGCGUUCUAUCUUUAAAUACGUUUUCUCAAAACCAAACAUCUAGUAUGGCCCUAUUUUCACCACAGUCUGAAAUGGAUUAUGGAACACUACUGUGUUGGGCGAAGAACAGAAUUGGAGAACAAAAUAACCCUUGUCAGUUCGUAGUCACUCCAGGAGCUCCUCCCGAGGCGCCAAAAAACUGCCAGCUCAUAAACCAAACGAGAGAAACAUUCAUUGUUCGAUGCUCUCCUGGCAAAGACGGGGGAUUAUCGCAACAUUUUCAGGUUGAAGUAUAUAACAAAAGAAACAAAGAACUGCAAAAGAAUAUUUCUGCAUCAGAUGCACCUUUCUUUAUAGUCCAUUCUCUUCCUUCUGGUACAUCAUUUAUACUUUUUAUUUAUUCUGUCAAUGUGAGAGGGAGAAGUCCACCGAAGGUUCUUCAGGCGAGAACUCUGGACGCCCCCUCCGUAUCUAACAAACAAGGUGAUUAUACCGAAGGUUUUAGAUUUGUUAAUAUUCUGGGAAUUAUACUUGGAAUCCUUCUUGUUGUGAUUGUAUUGUUACUGCUGAUUCUCGUUUUGAGAAAACUACGUUCUAGACGACAUUCAUGUCGAGAUCAAGUUAUACAAAAUGGCCGAGACGAAAAGGACCAAGUUAGUUCUUUUACUGAUGAAGAAUCACCGAAGCACGACGUGCAGCUUCUUGAUCUUAUUUCCACUAAGAGAGAUUUUUCUGGUCCACCAGACGUUACUCAUACAACUGCCAAAUGGAUCCAUACGACUUCGGAAGAUUUUCACGUAGAUCUCAAAAAAGGUCAGGAGUCUCCUAUAACACCAGCAGAGACAGUUCGGUGGAGAGACCAGGUCAUUGAAGAGAGUAAUAGGUCAAAAACUGACGGAGAAUCCUCACUCUGCAUUGUUUCUGAAAGUGGUAACUCUCUUUACGACACAGAAGAGUGGAGAUCAAAAUCGUUUGGGUCUCAGUCACUAGUAAAAGUUGACGAUGAAGACACAUGCAUAACUUCGGAGACACCCCUGAUGAAUUCCCUUGCUGGAGGAGAGGGUUCUCUACAGUCUUUUCGGCUUGGACACAUAAUUUCUACGGACGUGUGAAUAUUUUAUUUCACUUCUCCUCGAUUGUUUUGCCAUAAGCUGUCAGACUGUGCCUUUUCUACGUAGCAAGUGUUUUGUGUCGGCUGCAAAUUGCAUAACGCUCUCCGACACCUUCAACUACUGAUUGGUAGAUCCUUGGCGGUAAAAGUGACCCAAGCUCGAAAUGACUUAUUUAAGCUCCAUCUCUGUUUUCUACCUCUUUAGUAACACUGUGGGCCUCCAUAUGUAUGCUUUGAAUUUUAUCAUUCAUA